Messenger RNA from Pimephales promelas (fathead minnow), 1530 nucleotides. The record is from RefSeq and is a predicted model, not a curated record. NCBI's taxonomy places the organism in Eukaryota, Metazoa, Chordata, Actinopteri, Cypriniformes, Leuciscidae.
UCCUACAGCUGUCUGACGUGUCUCAUAUCGCUGCUAUUUAACAUAAAUCUCACGACCAUAGGCUACUUUUACUGUCUAUGGCUAUUAUUCGGGCACAAGAGUAGGCGGCUGUGGCCUUUUCGUUACCUAGGUGUGACAGCAAAGAAUCAAGAUGCUUUCUUCAUCGUUUAUGAACGAUUCACGUUCAAGCAAAUGGUAAUUAAAUGGUGACUUUGAGUCAUACGGACGCAGAUGCAUGUGGCUGGAGAUAAACACUAGAUAGCCAGUCCUUAAACUGCCACACACAUUUACAAUGGCGCGAUUAGAAAGCGAAUCGCUAUCUGUUUGACCAAUUGAACCGAUCAAAGUGCAAACAAGACAAACGCGAGGCUUCAGUCAGAGAAUGUGAGGAAGAGGAAUCGUUUGCUACAGGGAUCACUAUUGACCACUUAAUGGGCACAGAUAACGUUUCAGAUUUAAAGGAGAAGGAGGCGAAGUCUCAAUGGAAGGAGUUUAUCGAGGAUAUCAGUGUUUUACAACUGGUGCUUUCAUUUCUGUUUUUAGGAGUGGCCUGUGUACUGCUGAUGAUCUACUUGAUGUUCACCUCUCUGUGGCUCAUCCCCGUUCUCUACAUCUCCUGGCAGAUCUAUGAUUGGCAAACACCUGAGCGAGGUGGCAGAAGAACAAAGUUUGUGAGAAACUGGGAAGUAUGGAAACACUUCCGAGACUAUUUUCCUGUGAAGCUGGUAAAGACUGCUGAACUGAAUCCCAGUAAGAACUAUAUUUUGGGUUGUCACCCUCAUGGCAUCAUGUGUGUGGGAGCAUUCUCAUGCUUCGGCACAGACCAUAAUGGAUUUGCGGAAACCUUUCCUGGAAUACGCUCCACAAUUGCAAUCUUGGCUGGACUUUUCCGCCUUCCUCUCUUCAGAGAAUAUGUUUUGUGUGCAGGUCUGUUGCCUGUUAGUAAGGAGAGUUUGGAUUACUUGCUGAGCCGUACUGGUGUGGGUAACGCUGUGGUCAUCAUCAUUGGUGGGGCAGAGGAAUCACUUACCUCGUCUCCAGGAGUAAACACAGUAGUCAUGAAACACAGGAAAGGCUUUGUACGACUGGCCCUUAAGCAUGGGGCUGACCUGGUUCCUGUGUACUCCUUUGGCGAGAACGAGCUGUUCCCGCAGGUUGUUCUGUCUGAGGGCAGCGUGGGUCGACGGCUACAGGCUCUCUUUAAGCAGAUCAUGGGUUUUGCUCCUUGUCUCUUCACUGGGGGGCGCUGGCUGCUCCUGCCAUUCAGACGUCCUGUCACAACCGUGGUGGGCCAUCCCAUUACUGUGCCUCAGGUUGAAAGUCCAUCUCAGGAACAGGUGGAUCAUUACCACAGUUUAUACAUGACGGCUCUGUCUGAACUUUUCCACAGACACAAGACCAGCUGCGGACUGGCAGAAACACACGAGCUGCGCAUCAUAUAGAAAUGUUGGAAAACACAAAAAUUAAUGAAACCGCUGUCUGGAAUAUAAUGUGGGAGAGAUACGAGAAGAGGAAAAUGUACAUAUUUUU